CACCGCUAAGCAUCGACCGCAGGCAUGCGAUCACUUCACACUCUGCAACGAGACGUUAUAACUCGUGCACACUCCGUAAUCUCCCCGGAUACUCUCCUGCGCGUGCACCGAUCGAGCCCCACCCCUCUUUUCCUCAUUGGGCUUUUCGCUUUAUUUUGAGGCAGGAAGACGCGAUGGCGUACCCAGGAGACGGCUACAAGAUGUCGAACUACGGCCACAAGACCUACACGGCCGAGCAGACGAAAGAACAAUGGCGGGAGAGCUGCACGCGAGAGCGCAGGAUCUGCGAGGGACACAGAACCACGAGGCCGGCGAGAAGAGAGAGCGGGGAACUCGACACGGGCCCAUCCCAGAUCGCCAACUACUUCAGCACUCGCAAGACGCACGCAAAAGUCUGGAGCUACGACCGAACUUUCAACAUGGAGGAGGGUUACAGCCAGAAACUAAAGAGAGACGAUCUCCAACACACUCAGGGACUGGAUGUGGUGGGGGAAGAGAGUGAGAGAGAUGUGCCAUUGUUGGCCAACUCAGUCUACGGACACAGACCUCCUCUGGAGACUCCCGACCGACUCCAUGUGAGAAUUGGUCUGGUGAAGAGAGAGUUCUACCGCACAACUGGCAUCAACAUUGGACAGAACUAACCCAAACUGAUCACACUUCUCUCUCUUUCUCGGUAUUAUGACUAGAAAUUUAGUGCAUACGCAUUGUUCCAAGUUGCUAUUGUAUAAGUAAGGGCCUCAUUAAUGUAUUACAGGAAACCCAUAAAUGCUGUCCCAAAUACUAUAAUUGCUAUUAUACCGUACAUUCAACAUUAAUGGUGAGCCUGAAAGAUCGAUCGGGGGAACCCA
Messenger RNA from Geodia barretti, 848 nucleotides. The record is from the annotation of a GenBank genome assembly. Lineage: Eukaryota; Metazoa; Porifera; Demospongiae; Tetractinellida; Geodiidae.